GCCGAUUCUGACGGCAAGGUCUUCCGUUUCACCUCGCGAGCGGCCGGACCGGAACUGUGGCUGAAAGUCGAGGAGAGGAGAGGCUACGUCCUGGCAGCUUUCUUGAGACCGGAAGCCGCCGAGGCACGCACGGUCCGUGCGCACGGUCUCCUUGCAUCCAACAGCACAAUCGGGGAUGUGGCAGACUGCAUCCUUCCUUCGAAGGAGACCUUGGCGUUGGCCCACAGAGUCGCCUCGAGAGCCGGCCUUCUCGAAGGAGGAAACGAGACCCCACGGGUUCUGGCGAUGCACGUGCGGGUCUUCAAGUGGAGCACCUCAACCUCCGGGGGCCACCUGAUUCCGGAGCUCGCGGACAUGCAGGAGUAUCUCUGCAACAUCGAGCCGGAG
This is a messenger RNA of Symbiodinium necroappetens, 387 nucleotides long. Lineage: Eukaryota; Dinophyceae; Suessiales; Symbiodiniaceae. The record is from the annotation of a GenBank genome assembly.